AUGUACAGUCCUAAUGCACUGGUCCACAAUGUGGUCGAGGUGGACAAGCUUUAUGUACAGAAACUACGAGAAAGUAUUGAUGAAAUGUUUUCAAUCAAGCAGAAUGCCAUAGCAAAUGAAGACUACACAACUGCAGACCAGAUGCGGCUCAAAAUUACUGCACUUCAAUUCCAACUUAUAAAAAUGGAAGACCAAUUCAAUGCUGACUUUAUUGGCGUCGGAAUGCUACAAGCUCAGUUUCAAGUCGAUCUUAUCAAUAUCAUUAAAACCAUACCUGUGAAUUACUGCGACGCUAUUAUUCGUUCUGUACUGGUUAUAAACCCUCAAGAACUUCCAGACUCUCCAAAAUCACCCUAUGGCUGGGAUUUUUUGUCUAAAAAGAUUCCUACUUUAAUAUCCAAAUCUAACGAUGUCAUUGAUGCCGUGUUGGAAAACUUCAUUUUAAUACUCUAUAAACUAAUUCGCAUACCGUUUACAUCUCAAUCUCAGAGAGCAACCGUUACACUAGUAAUUACAGAUAUCGUAAGUACCGUUCUUGGACUUACCACUAGCAUGGACAUUCGCAGGGAAACAUACGAUCUGGUGCUUCGACAUGCAUUCAAUUACUUUCACUACAUGUCGCUUCGUCGCAUGAGCCAGGACAUAGAAGGUCGCAUUUUCGAAAAGAUUUUUAUUCGAUUCUCCAUUAUUAUUGGAGAUAUUUCUGACACUGCAAAUAGUCGUCGUGAUAUUUACAAGUUCACUCUUGGCUAUAUGGAUCCUCAGAAAAAAAUUACUUCUGAAGAAAUCAUUAUGGUGCUUUCAUCCAUUCGCUAUAUUGGAGCAAAAACCAAGACUGAGGAUGAGGCUGUUGCAUUGAUUACUCUUAUGCGCGAAUUGAUUAGUUUUCAUGACAAAUCUCGUAAAACCUCACUCAAAAUUGCAGCAAUCCAGGCACUGGAACGUUUGAUACAGCCUCUCGAGUUUGGAAGUCAGUGUUUGGUUGGCGAACCUGCAAUUUGGAACGAGGUGGCAGAUAUUUACAAAAAAGCUCGAAAAUGGUCGAGUAAUGAGGAUGAAAAGUCGUCAGCUCUUCAUUUGCUUGUGAUUAUUCUAGUCAAUGCUCGGUUUGAGUUUUUUGCGCAGAACAUGGACAGUUUUCUCAACUCUGAUUUAUGUCCCAAAGGAAAAGUAAAAUCUUACUCGUACGAGUGUAUUCUUCAGCUGCUUCGUGGACGUUAUUACAACGAUACUCGCGAACACUGGAGAGAACGAGCUAAUGGCACGUUUCACUUUGGUCAUGCAUACGGCAGUCUUACUCGUUCUCCAGAAGAUCAGAGCUCUGGUGGUGUGGCCAAUAGAUUGAAUGUGAUUUGCGAGUUAUUGUUUUUCCGGCGAAAAGGUCCUAUUUUGGACGAACACCUUGAUACAUGUGUUGAUAUUGUUGUACAAAUCUCUGCACACAAUCUACAAAUUGGACUCAAGUUGAUUUCUGAGCUUAUGAAUACCAACAGCGUAGAUAGUGGUCCUGAUGUGUUUUACAUUGGUGUUCGCGCUCUACGCACCAUUGUCAAUCCAGAAAGUGGAUUUUCUAGCUUUGCCUACUGCCGAUCUAUGGACAAUUUUCAAACUAUUAUCAAGGAAUUUCCUUUUGACUUGGAGAUCAAUUUUACGCACAUUUUAAAUUAUAUCGACGUUCAGGUUGGCGUCGGUGUCGUUGGCACAUCUGGACAGGUUCUCGAUCCUUCUACCAACUCGACUGGGAUAAAGCAAAUUAUCCCACUUUCUCGCAACUUUUCCAGUGAGCAAGGAUCGCGCGAUAAUAUUUUGGCUAUGCUACACAAUAUUGAAGUCACUUCAUCACAGACGUCGUCUUCCACCGAUGACCUUGUUUCCACUUCGCCAACCCUGUCCAUGAGCAAUCUCAAUCUGCGCGGAUCAGUUGUAUCUCCUCUCGCUCGUUCUGCCACUGCUAGACUGAUGCGUGAAGCAGGACAUGGAAGCAAUCCUGGCUCACUCAGUCCGUUGGGAAUGGCACAGCCGCUUACAUCUGAACGCCGCAAUUCUUCAAUGUCACUGCUUGAUACUUACAGAAACUCAUAUCGCCGUGAUUCUCAGCUUGGAAUGGGUCCAUUGGUUUCACCCACUUUUUCCCAGGACGUAUCUUCUAAAGAGUUGAAUGACAAGGUUCACGCUACAAUGAAGGAAUGGUUUGAAGUUUGUCAUGCUGACAGUAAACUACCCUCCAAGUAUCAUGUUGCGGCCUCCAUGAUAGAUCUUGCUCGCGUCCGAAAGCGAGCAAAUAUAAAACUUAAACCUGAGCAGAAACUUUCCAUCAGAGUGCUAAAGGAAGUUAUUCGUACUAUACCUUUUGUUCCUGCACCCGAGUUCAUUGGUGGCAAUCUUUUUAUUGGGGUGUAUCUUAACCACAUUUUUGAUGAGAUUGGUGCCGAGGUUGCUGUUUCCUUGCGCACUAUUUUUGAAUUAUAUCCACCGCUUCGAAUUGGUAUCCUCAAUGGAUUUAUGAAUUAUAUCAAGAACUCGCUUUACCAAGACGACAUUAGUAUAUGCACCAUCAUCAAUUUUGUUGCACAACUGACCAGAAUCUGGGUAGCUGACUUUGAGCAAUCCGGUCCAGUAGAUCAACGAUCAUUUUUGCGAGUGUCGUGCAAAGUAGAUGCAGCAAUUAUUAUAGGACUUUGCCGCGCUACGUCUCUUAUUCGCAAGCCAUGUCUUCAGAUUAUGUUGGACAUGUACACGAUUCAACAGACGUUUGAAACACAUCAAAACACCAUUCAUGAAAUGCCUCUUGCUGCUAUUCUUGUUCAAAUGGAAACUACAAUUUGUAAACAGGGCAUGUAUGCCUUUCUUGAAAAGUGUCUAGUCGGUCAUUUGAUAUCUCCACGUGUAGCAACUUCAUUGAGAACUCUUACGUUCUUGGAUGUAGCUUCGAGCGACUAUACGGUUCUUUUUCGGUAUUACCUUGGAGAAUUAGCACAGAGAUUUGCCACUUACGGUCGAUCCAAAGCCACCCGUCAUUGUGCCAAAUUUCUACGACUAUUGGCUAUUCCCAUGAUCAAGUCACCUCCUGGAGCCAAUAAUGCACCUGCUGAAGAUAUAGCUAGAUUUUCUGCUCUUAUGGUGGUGUCGAUGGCUCUUUCUGGCGUACCUCUUGUAUCAGAAGUUGAUUACAUUUCUUUGAAGCCUCAAAGUGUAAGCGAUGAAACUCUUUUUCAUUUAAUCAAGCCAAUGCUUUCGCAAAUUAUUGCUAGCGAGACAUUUGUUGAAGUCAAGCCUGUUCUCGACAGUGUUUAUUUCUUACAUCGUGGUAUGAUGCAGCUCUUUGUUUCGGAGCUAUUACAAAAUUACUCUGAAGUGCGUCAUAAUUCAGCCAAAGUGAUCAACAAACGCUACAUUGACAAUAUUAUGUAUGCGCUUAGACGUUUGUCGCAGAGCCCGGGGUUGGAUGCGGCGAUUGAAGAUGAGUCUGUUCUGUCUUUAUCUCUAAGCGACAUGUUUGCCGAGUUUAUUACUCUGGCCUGUGUUCCAUUAAGUGAUAUGAGUUUUCUUAAUACUGGUCCAGUAUGGCGUCUCAAAACAGCUCUCAACGUUUGUGUUGCUGUUCAGCGAUUUGCCGAAUCGCUUUCUGCUGUAAAGCGAUCACUGCAGCGACGCGUAAUUAUUACUCAGGAUCUUACUGAGCUAGAGCGGUUUGAAAAGUCAACAUGGUCUACUCAACAGCGUCGCUUGGUUAUUUCUGGCAUGAGAGAAUGGUAUGAGAUUGUGCUUGAAAUCUCACCUUCUAUACCGAUUACCAAUGAUACUCGCAGAUCGGUCAAUCUGCGCAGAAAGUUGCUUCGUAAAGUGGGUCUUGCAACUGAAAGGGUGUUGAAUUUGGGAAAUGUGUUUAUCGACGAAGCUAUCCCUAGUGGGAUUCUUACAUGGCUCACUACAUUGGAGACCAAUGGAUACCGGGUAUUCACACCAGACUUUCUGUACGGGUCGGAAGAGGCUCUUGGUACUGUACUUGCCAAUAGCUACAGCAGUGUUGGGGUACACUCGCAGGUGUUUUUUGAAGCUAUUUUUGAGCAAAUUUUACCCCAACUUGACGAAAACCCUCGACUGCAUAUUUUUGGCGACAACCGCCGCAUGUCCUAUGCUGAAGACUACUUUGCUGGCAUGCAUUCUUUGCCAUUGAAAACUCAAGAAGGUGAUUCGCCAGCACUUAUCUAUCCUGACAUUAGCCGUAUCAAUGCUAUUAGACUUCGCCAGCACUUUGGCUCUUUACUUUUUUUUGGAUUAUUCAAUCUCAUGAAUGUCAGCAAGGUCGUUCGUAGUCGGUCACUUGUAUUUGUUCGAGAACUUUUAAUUAUGUUUUGCGCAGACGACUCUUUUGAUGCGCAUUCCUAUUUUUCAGAUAUUACUGGCGCGUUUUAUUCGGGAAGUGGAAGCAUUUUGCGUCCAAAGAUUUUGGAUAUAUCCAUCACCAUGUCUACUUUGUUUGAGGCUGAUAGUGGUUCGUUUUUAUGGGAAGCUGUUCGGUGCUUUCGUAGUGCUCAAAAUCAAACCACGGUUAGCACUCUUGUUCCAACGCAGCGAUGGGUUAUGGAGCUGAUUAUUCCCUGGUGCCGCUUUGCUGAUUUCACUUCUCUUAGCGACGAUGUUGUCAAUGCCGAGUUUUUCAGAUUCAUGAUGGAUGUUGCUUUUACGGCAGGAAGCGAGCAUCAUGAUUACAUGCAUACAUGUUGGAGCGAGAUAUCAAAAAGUCCUCAAAAUGGCUCUAUCAACACGGAUAUAAUGAUUGAUUUUGUUAUUCAAGUAUCUGCUCGAUUUGACCAGUUUCGCAACGAAUCGUUGGCGUUGAUUUCGACACUCUUUAGUGCACAUCCAGAAAAUGUCGCUGCUGCUCUAGCUUAUCAUUUAAAGUCGAGUGCCUUUCCAUGGCGUGCAGAUGGUGGAUCUUCACGUAAAGCCUUGGCUCCACAUCUUAGAGACUAUAUUGCGCUGCUUGAGACUUCGCUUCAAAGCGAAAGCCCUCGCAACUUGUCCACAAAUGACUAUACACUGUUGUGUCGUUGUGCAGUUAUCUUGGCUGCUGAUUUACUUCGUCAAGGAUUUGGCUUUUUUAUUCCCCAUAUCUCUGUGCUAGUCAAUUUUCUGCUGGUACAUCUUUCUGUUCGGUUGCAAGAUCUUUCCCCUGCCACCAUUCUUAUUGUUGGUUUGGUGGAAGGAUUUGUCGCUUGGAGCCACGAAACAGGAAAUCGAAAAAAUCCAGAUUUUGUCCCAGCUUUGGUGAAUAUUCGAAAACUGAUGGGACUAUUUGAAGCCCGUGACUGCGAAGUUACGUGGGAGUUUAUGCCUCCUAAUGACUCUAUAUUAUCAGACUUGCCAUCGAUUUGGAGCAAAGAUUUUGUGGAUCUCAUUCUUGGUAUCUUUUCUUUAGUGCGGCCAUCGAUUCGCCAAGAAAUGGCAGAGGAGGUGCUUUUUUGGAUAAACGAAGGGUUUUUGAGCAGCUCUGUUACCAGCCGGGCUUUGGAGGUGUACUACAUGCUUGUUGCUGACACACCGCUUCCCGAAGAUUUGCUAGAUCCAUUUACUGGACGUAUUUUAGACCACCUGACGAUUUUGAUGCAGCUAGAGGGUGAUGUAAUGUCACAGACUCUUAAAGCGGGAUCCGAAGACAAACUAUCUGCUACUGGCUGGAGUGCGCUUUCCAAAGGAAAGGUUGAUAUCAAAAUUGGCACUGCUAAAGUGAUAUUUGGUAUCAUGCAAGUGCACGGCAUAUUGAUGCGCAAGUAUCAAGAGCAAGGCUGUCUAAUUGAAAACGGAGAACUGUUUUGGCCCACUCUUGGUUUACUUUACCUUCCUGCGGACGAGUUUAGCGACGUGUACAUAAAUGCCAUUGAUAAUUUGAUUUACUUUAUUGCAAAUGCUGGACCUGGUUUGAAAUCACCAGAAUUUUUGGAUCCCUUUACCUCUCAUCUUGCUGAACGAUUUCCUGGUUUACAACAGAUUCUUAUUCCUGCCAUGUUUUGCAAACAUGGACUUGCACAAGCCAAGUCAUUUGAACUGCUUUUGCUGGCUUGGUUGCGACUUUCCGACCAAAUUGUAGAUUCCAAUGAGACCGGUACUCUAUUUAUUAUUCUGUACACAUCUCUUUGGAUUUUCUCAAAUCUCUGCAAUCUCGGCACGGAUCCAAACCACAUUGCCACUAAUGUGCAAUUGUUUAAAGAAGCUCUUGCAUUAAAGAAUACUAACGCGUUUGCCGAGGUGCACCUUUGUUUCCAAACUAUUUUGGACGCCAUCAACGCUGACCAGCACAUUACCGAAACCAUGUGUGACGAGCUCUUUGAACGCACCAUGACCAGCUUUAUGUCUGCAUUUAUCCCGGAAUACAUCAACAACAUAUCUGAAUUUCUUGUGCAAGCAAUCAUGCUUGAGGGUACGUAUGGUCGAUUGGCAUUGAGAAUGGCUGGAGUGCUAUGGUGCAUGACUGCUCCACAAGGCUUCCAGAAUAUUGGUUCGUUGAGAAAUCUUGUGCGGAGACUACCGUUCCAUGGAAAUGUAAAACCUGAAACAAUGAUGCUAUAUCGCUCUGUGUUGCAGGAUAAGUUUGAAGGAAUGCCUGUGAAGGAUCUUGACUUGGUUAGUCAGGGUCGUAUAGAAUCAUUUCCCGAUAAGGAGCCCAUUGUUGGUAGUGUAAAAACUGCGUCCAUGUGGUUCUCUGUUGAACUUGGUAUCAAGCCCAGCAACACCAUUUAUACUGCUCUACUGAAUUAA
Molecule: messenger RNA, 6759 nt
Organism: Batrachochytrium dendrobatidis JAM81
Lineage: Eukaryota; Fungi; Chytridiomycota; Chytridiomycetes; Rhizophydiales
Exons: 8
Coding region: 1-6759 (2252 amino acids)
Biological process (GO): cell morphogenesis
Cellular component (GO): cell cortex; site of polarized growth
Source: RefSeq, a predicted model, not a curated record